UUUCUUUACAGGCAUCUUUGAUUAUCUUGGUGUUCCCUCUUAAUGUUGGGUAAUAUUGGUAAAAGUUUGGUGAGCUGUAACCAUGUCUAGUGACGAUUAUGAUUAUGACGACGGAAGCCGAGCUAGCAAAACAUUCAAGCCUAAGAAACACAUCCCUGAAGGCACACACCAGUAUGACUUGAUGAAACAUGCAGCUGCAACGCUUGGCUCUGGGAAUCUUCGCUCGGCAGUGAUGCUGCCGGAGGGAGAGGACCUCAACGAGUGGGUGGCAGUCAACAUAGAUUUCUUCAAUCAGAUCAACAUGCUUUAUGGAACAAUAACAGAAAUGUGCACAGAGGAGUCAUGCCCUGUGAUGUCUGCAGGUCCUAAAUAUGAAUACCAUUGGGCUGAUGGGCAAACUGUGAAGAAGCCUAUUAAGUGUUCUGCUCCCAAAUAUAUUGACUAUCUGAUGACUUGGGUACAGGAUCAACUGGAUGAUGAGGCACUCUUUCCUUCCAAGAUUGGUGUACCUUUUCCAAGGAACUUCCAGAGUAAUGCUAAGACAAUACUGAAGCGCCUCUUCCGAGUGUAUGCACACAUUUAUCAUCAGCACUUCUCUGAAGUAGUACAGUUGGGUGAAGAAGCCCAUCUUAACACCUCUUUCAAACACUUCAUAUUUUUUGUCCAGGAAUUCCAGUUGAUAGAGCGGAAAGAACUUGCACCACUUCAGGAGCUGAUUGACAAACUGGCAGCCAAAGAUCGAUGAUUCCAAGUGUAAAAACUAUCCAGCUUCCAUAAGUGUUUAGGCAAAGGGAAGAAGAGGAGAGAUCUGUGUAUCAUCCUAAUUUGGGUUAUCACAGACAAUGGGGAAAAGCUCUCACGUAUUGAUUAUGUUCUCAGGGAAGAGGCUCGUGGAUUUAACCAUAUAUGGUUCUGUAUUAUGGCCAAAUAAAACAUUGAUUUGGUACAUUUAAUAAGAAUAUCCCAAUUCUUCAAGUAGGAGAUGGGUCACUUCAGACUAAUAGCUAAACCCUAUUUUUAAAAUUCUCAUUAUGUCAUCGUAGUUUCAGAAAGUGAUUAAAGUCAACUUGUGGGAUAUUCCCAUUGCAAAAUAUGAGAAACUAAUCAUUGUAUGUGAGGAGUUGAAAAGUUACUAAUUUAUUGUAGUCGUAAGUGUAAAUUGACAUUCGUUGUUUUUGUAUGAUGACAGACUUAUGCCUAGUAAAUUUAUGGGCAUAAACAUGUGUGGAUAUACCUCACUUGUGUGUGCUCCUAAAGUCUGCUUGUUGUACUUACCGAGACCAGAAUGUUAUUGUUUGAUAUAGAAUGAUCUUGUUUGUUAUUUCUUUUAAGAAAGGGUAAGAUUGCCUGUAAACAGACCUUUCCAUGAUUAUGGACCAGUUACUGUAUGAAAGAUGGGAUGGUCCUUAUUGGUUGCUAGAAGGCAAGAGGAGAAUACAUUUGAUCUUAGCUGCUUUUCUUUAAGUAGCAAUAUACGUUCUGGACAUUCCGAAAUGACCACUGAUAGCGAGACAUUGCAGAAAAAACAAUGAAAUUGUAUAUGUAAUUGGACAAAUGCAACAAAGAUUCAGCAGCUUUUAUUUGUUCUUAAAAAUAUAAUGCUGUCUGCAAUUGCUUACAAAGAGAGUUAGUAUUAAACCUUGAAAGAGAAAAGGAAGGAGAAGUAAGUUUUGCUUUUUGCAUAUUAUUGUACACAUGAAUAAGACUCGCAAACAUUUUCAUUCCCCAUUGAAAUUUCUGCAACAAAUAUUUUAACUUUAAAUUUCCUCCCACUUGCCUGAUUGUCUUGUACUCGUGUGGUAAUCUUUCUUAAAUUGUUCUGUGCUUGCAGGAUGCUCUUUGGUUUCCAGACCAUGUAGACACUAAUUUACAUAGUUUAUUUUUCCUUGAAGGUUAUAUUUUUCUUUACAUAAUUUUAUUAUACUAAUAUGGUAUAAUGAGUUUUUACAUUUGGUUAGCUAAUCUAAGUUUUUAAUUUGUUUAGGUAGAGAAAUUUAUUUUGGAGUUUGCAUAAUUACAAGUAUUUUAAAAUGUAUAAUAGUUCCACUUAGCCACUGAUUUUUUAGAGCCCACUAUUUGAAAGCAAUAAAGCUGGGGCAAGAAAUGUACUUAUCUUUGAUAAAUUAUCCUUAGUGUUUAGUAUAGCUGUAAAGAAAUAAUAUUCAAAUUUUUUAGUACAUUAUUUUAGAGUAUUGUAUAUGCAUGGUUAAUUUUGCAUUGGUGUCAGUACCUUGUAGUACACAGCAAUCUAAUUUAUAUUAUUUGCAGUAACAGUAGUUGGGUACAGAUUCUUCAGACCUUGGUGGGGAAGUCUAAUUAGGUUUUAGUAAUUUGUUUUAUAUUUUCACUCCUUUUGUUUAUAUUGUCUCCUUGUUCAUGGUAUAAAUAUGUUAUAGUAAUUACUGAGCAUGUAUUUACAUAUCAGAAGUAAUGUUUAGUAAACUUUUAGAUUUGUAUGUUAGAUAUUUGCUUCCUCUUUAUUAAAUUUAUACAGAUAGUGGUCCUUUGUAAAAGGAAAAUUAUGAAAUGGUAUACACUUACCUUGUUCCUUAAAGAAGUCAGUUAAUGAAUAAAUUUGAAAGAAGCACAAUACUAGUCAUGUGCCCUUUGUAGAAUUACCCUUGAUAAGCUUAUAUAAAUUUAAAUGUGAUGUGUAAAUGUACUUGUGGUCAGUUUUUAAACUUUAAUGACAUGGCAACAAUAUGGUAAAUUAUGUUGUAACCCAGAACGUAUUUACGUGAUUAUUUGUACUGUAUGGUAUUAUUACAUUAGUGGACGAGUGUUAUACCAGUAAGGGUCAUACAGUGCUUAGGGACUUGAAGGCAAUGAGGUUUAGUCUGAGGAGGAAAGGGUAGGUCCAGUUGUUUGCAAUGAGCCCUUCAGCAUCAAGGCUUCCCCUUGAUUGGGAUAUUGUAUUAUAAUUAUAUUCAUGGAGGAGUGGUAAACUUGCGAGUCAUACAUCUCCUUGGGUAUUGGGAGGCAGUCGGGUUCGAUCUAACAGAAGGGAGGAUAGAUGUAUUUCUUGGAUGAUAGCCCCUCUCCAGCAUCAAGGUAGGAGAAGAGUAGUAUCAAUACCAGUAUGCCUUGAGGAAUACUGGUACUGUGGAUCAGUUUGAAUUCAUUCACCUGAUGGAUGAAAUUCCAUUAUAUGAAGUCCUCAUUUCAAGAAAUGCCCACUACUAGUGCUAGGAACUGUUGUGAUUAACUGAUGUGUACAAGUGGGCCAGAGAGCAGUUAGAUUGGUCAGAUAAUAUAGGUGUAGAAUUGGGUGUGAUAAUAAGCUAAUGCAGUUAUUUAGCUUAUUUUUUGUAGAAAAAGGGCCUUACUGGAAUUAAUAAAGUGUUCUGAUACAAGGUACAUUGAGAAAUGGCAUGGAUGUGUAUGAUGCCCAGUAUUAAAAAUAAGGAAUUAUUGUUUCUUUGGUGCUUAAAAGUCAGGAAAGUAGUUUCUUGACUCACAUUUAUUUAAAGGUUGUUUCUUAUUGGAAGCAAAGUUAUUUUUGGCUCACUGAGUUUUUUGGUGUGAAUUAAUCCACAGUAACUUAUUUAAAAUUAUGGUACUACAUAACAUGUAUUCUUUGUUAAACUUAGUGUAAAAGCUGCAAAACACAUUUUGGUACAAUUGGAAUCGUCGUCGUCUUUCAACAAACCGGCCGCAUCCCACCAAAGCAGGGUGGGCCCCCCC
This is a messenger RNA of Cherax quadricarinatus, 3684 nucleotides long. The record is from RefSeq and is a predicted model, not a curated record. NCBI's taxonomy places the organism in Eukaryota, Metazoa, Arthropoda, Malacostraca, Decapoda, Parastacidae.